GUUGGUCUGAUGGCUUAUGCUGUUUCCUGGUCAGCCCGCUCAGCCCUCCUUCUGUCUCUUCUGCACUUGUUCUUGUCUGCUCCUCUCCUCUCCCUCCCUUUCCAUGCCAGCUGUGGGAGUGAGGCCCCAGUGCUGGCAGGCUAGAGCCACACAAUGGGCCCUUAGUCUGGGCAAAGAAUCCCUGCAGUGUAUCCCACCCACUGAAGCCCUCUUCCAGGCCCAGGGUGGUGUGGGUGAGGGGUCGAAGCAAUUGGUUGGCAGGACAGGGGAUGGCCUUGGCUGCGGAGAACCCACAGGGCUUUACUAUGUAAAUACUCACAAUAACAGCCUGUUUUCCUACUCCCAGCUCCAUGUCUCCAAGUACUCUCAGAGCUACACAUGGUCUACACUCGUAAGCAUUUGUCUUGGUCCCUUCUCAUUCUUGCUGUUAACAUCUGUAUAUUAUCAUCUCUUUUCUUCUUUUUUUCUAUCUUUUUUCAGAGCCAUGCCCUAUCCUUCUAUUCCUUUUUCCAUCUUCCUUUUUUUGAGGCAGUAGGUCAUGAGAAUCUGAUAGCCUGAUACUUGCCCACUUGCAGUGUAGAUAAACUGGCUUUGAACUUGCCUUGACCCCAUUGCCUGUGUCUUGGAAGGGCUAGGAUUAUAGAUGUGAAACUCUCUCUCUCUCUCUCUCUCUCUCUCUCUCUCUCUCUCUCUCUCUCUCUCUCUCUCUCUCUCUCUCCAAGGUCCCACUAUGUAGCUCCAGCUGUCCUGGAACUCACUAUGAAGAUAUGAAGAUUAAGCUGUCUUUGAACUCGCAGAGAUUGGCCUGUCUCUGGCUCUCAAGUGCUGAGAUUAAGGGUGUGCACCACCAUGCCCGGGUUCUAUGUCUAUUUCUUAUUUCAUUUGAUCAGGCUAUCUAUUUCUUUUAAAACAAAUUUACUUAUUUUUAUUUUAUGUGUAUAAAUUUUUCGCCUUUAUCCGUGUGUGCACUAUGUGGAUGCCUGUUGGUUCCCCUGGAGCCGGGGUUAUGGUGCCACCAUAUUGGUGCUAGGACUCAAACCCCAAUCCUUUGCACUGAGCCAUUUCUCCAGCCCUUCAUCAAGCUGCUUCUUACUCUUUCCUGGUACAUCCCAGAGGUCCCUGAGAUUGCUGUGGAGGUUAUUCUCCCCACUUUACAGAUUUGGAAGCUAAGGCAUUGGUUGUUGGCACUACCGUACGUUUCUCCUUUGUAUGCACUCACUGUGCUCUUGUCCCCAAGGUACCCACCUACCACCUGAACGAGGCAUGGCCGAACAUCUAGCACCCUGGACAGCUCCUGCAAGGUGCGGAGGCGACUGUGCCUUCCUUCUCGCGAGCACUAGUGGAACAGCCUUACGAGCUGAGUGGGAGUCUCGCGAGAGUGGUUGCAGCAGGCAGGGAGGCACGGGAACGCGCGGGCCCGCUUCGGACGCGCGCACACGCUCCCCGCCCCCAAUCCGGGAGCCGCUCGCGGCCGGCUCCGCGCCUGAUCGCCUGGUGCAUCGCAGCUCAGUGCAGCGCAACGCGACUACCUUUCUGCAGCUAAGCGGUCGGGGCUGGUCAGGACAAAGAGUUGUGAGCAGGCUUCCUGAGCUGGCUGGUCCAUCAUGGCAGAGAAAGUGAACAACUUCCCACCAUUGCCCAAAUUCAUCCCCCUGAAGCCAUGUUUCUACCAAGACUUCGAGGCAGACAUCCCUCCUCAGCAUCUCAGCUUAACCAAGCGCCUCUACUACCUCUGGAUGUUGAACAGCGUCACGCUGGCCGUGAACCUGGUGGGCUGUCUCGCGUGGCUGAUCGGAGGCGGGGGAGCCACCAACUUUGGCCUGGCCUUUCUCUGGCUCAUCCUCUUCACACCUUGCUCCUACGUCUGCUGGUUUCGGCCCAUUUACAAGGCCUUCAAGACAGACAGCUCCUUCAGCUUCAUGGCAUUCUUCUUCACCUUCAUGGCUCAGCUGGUCAUCAGCAUCAUCCAGGCUGUCGGGAUUCCGGGCUGGGGUGUCUGCGGCUGGAUCGCCACCAUCUCCUUCUUCGGGACAAACAUCGGCUCAGCGGUGGUGAUGCUCAUCCCCACGGUCAUGUUCACGGUUGUGGCCGUCUUUUCCUUCAUUGCCCUUAGCAUGGUUCAUAAGUUCUACCGGGGCAGCGGGGGCAGUUUCAGCAAAGCCCAGGAGGAGUGGACCACCGGAGCGUGGAAAAACCCACACGUGCAGCAGGCUGCCCAGAACGCAGCCAUGGGGGCUGCUCAGGGCGCCAUGAACCAACCGCAGACUCAGUAUUCUGCCACUCCCAAUUACACAUACUCCAAUGAGAUGUGAGCCAGCCAAGCCCACCAGGAGGCAGGGCUGGGGGCCAGUGGGACAGGGGGCUCAAGCCACAUCAUCUGUGUGGUGACCAAGCAGGGUUCCCCCUUCCCUUUUCUCCUCCCCAACUUUGUACAAAGAAUCAGAGUUAUAUAUAUAUAUAUAUGUAUACGUAUAUGUAUAUGUCUAUCCCCACCCCCACCCUUUGGGUCCUGCCCUUGGCACUCCGAGAGCUGCGUACUGCACAGGAAGUGUCUCUGUGCAUUGGGAGCUGAGUCUAUGUCCCCUUGUGAAAUAACGUGCAGUGGAGAGCUCAUGUCGUGGUGCUAGAUGUAUGUUUAGAACUAAACCAGCCCCUCCAGCCAUCAGGCUGUCCCCUCUGACCCUGGCCCAGGGACUCCACGGGGCAGGGGCAGCCUAGCAGAGAGCCUGGCACCCUGUGCAGGACUAUGAGCCUAAGCUAUUUCUGCCUUUAGUCCCAUUGGGAAGCAACAGUAUUCGUGUUCAUGGUGACAGGCGGGUUCGAGGGGAUGGGACAGAGAGGACGUUCCCUUGCUCCCUGUAGUCCUCCCUCAACGUCCUCCUCCCCUUGUUUCUCCCUCACUGUGAGAUUCUUUGUGCUCAUUUCCCUAGCUGGCUUCCAGUGAUCUUUUUCCUCCCCAUGUGGCUUUUCUUUGUCUUCCGAAGGCUGAGUGUCUCAGUUAUAUCUGCUUUUAAGACUGUCCAGAUCCCCCGAAUCCACUCCCCAGUUCCAGGAAGCUGACGUGAGAGCUGAGCCAACCCUGAUACAGAAGGGGCACACGGGAUGCAGAGCCCAUUUGGCACUUGACACCCAGGGUCUGGAAAUGCAGAACCGGUCUCCAUGAUUGUGGAAGCCUGGCCCACAGAGGCAGCCUUCUCCUUUCCCCUCUCCUGGUUUCAAUCCCUUUCUGCCCAGAUCUGCCUUUAGCUGCUCUGUAUGCCCUGUGGAGCUGGGUCGUAUGAGGCACUUGGAGGUGUAAAGGCACCGGUGGAACGGAGGGUAUGCGACUCAUCUUUGGUCCCUGGGGGAGGGGUGGCUGGCCCCAGCCCAAAGGGCUUCUAGUUUCCCAGAGUGACCACUGGACUCUGGAAGGAGUUGCUGCUCUAUUUGGGUCUGGCAGACAGAAUAGAGGUCAGAGGGCCAGAUCUGAAGGGAGGGGGGUCGGGGAGAGAGGGUGGCCCACCUCUCUAGUCUCACUUAUCCUUGGCUACAGGACAUACUCUGCAGAGUUGCUCCCAGGCCCAGUUCAGGCUGCAAGCACAAUGUCCUGAAUAGGAUUCCUGGUUGACAGGGAGAGGGAAGAAGGGCUCUGCCUUUAGUUUUUAGUUUAGUGGGUUCGGCCCUUCCAGCCUUCUCUUCCAUUCAAGAGCACUACAGGACUUGAUUCCUGGCCUUUCCUUAGUUCUCUUAGUACCCUCAUCUCUCUCUAGACUCAUCUUAGUUCCUGGGACUGUAUCUUUCAAGGGGUGUGUGGACAUUGUCUGGUAGCAUAUCCCUCUCUGUGUGAGGCCUGAGGUGGGUAGGCCUUACCAAGGAGCAGCUGGCUGUUUCUCAUCUUGCAACAGAAACCCACGUGGGCUAGGGAGACUGGAAAACUAUUCCAUGUUGGUUUGCCUUGGAGCCUAAGACCUGGUUUCGGGCCACCUUGAGCUUUGUUUUUUAACUUCUUCCCUGUAAGAGAAACCAAGAGUGUCUGGAAAGUUUCCUUCCUAGUGGCUCCCUAGGCUUUGUUGAUUCUCCCUUUUUGUUUUCUCUAUGAAGAGCAGUUGUCAUAGCUCCUGCUACCCUAAGAGAUUCUAGGGUUAGGCCCUUCCUCUUCCUCCUCCUCCUCCUCCUCCUCUUCCUCCUCCCCCUCUUCUUCCUCUUCCUCCCCCUCCUCUUCUUCCUCCUCCUCCCCCUCCUCCUCUUCUUCCUCCUCCCCUCCUCUUCCUCCUCCUCCUCUUCCUCUUUCUCUUCCUCCUCCUCUUCCUCCUCCUCUUCCUCUUUCUCUUCCUCCUCCUCCCCCUCCUCCCCCUCCUCCUCCCCCUCCUCCUCCCCCUCCUCCUCUUCUUCCUCCUCCCCUCCUCUUCCUCCUCCUCCUCUUCCUCUUUCUCUUCCUCCUCCUCUUCCUCCUCCUCUUCCUCUUCCUCCCCCUCCUCCUCCCCCUCCUCCUCCUCCUCUUCCUCCUCCUCUUCCUCCUCCUCUUCCUCUUCCUCCCCCUCCCCCUCCUCCUCUUCCUCCUCCUCCUCCUCUUCCUCUUCCUCCCCCUCCCCCUCCUCCUCUUCCUCUUCCUCCCCCUCCUCCUCUUCCUCUUCCUCCUCCUCUUCCCCCUCCUCCUCUUCUUCCUCCUCCUCCCCCUCCUCCUCUUCUUCCUCCUCCCCUCCUCUUCUUCCUCUUCCUCUUCCUCCUCCUCCUCCUCCUCCUCCUCCCCCUCCUCCUCCCCCUCCCCCUCCUCCCCCUCCUCCUCCUCCCCCUCCUCCCCCUCCCCCUCCUCCCCCUCCUCCCCCCAGCUCCCUUUCUCUUCGUCCUCUGGUACUUCCAGGAGGGCUGUGAUCCAGCUGCCAGCCUAGCAUCCACAAGUUGUUGGAUGUUACCCCUGUCAAUUUCCUGCCCUAUCUGCCUUUCCUCUUUCCUGGCUCAGACCUAUUGGCCAUGCCUGGCACUGCCCUUGAGAAAGCCUGUUACCAGUGUCUGGCCCAGCUGCUCAGGCCCUGGGAUGCUGCAUCUCCAGGCAACUAUGCACUUUCAUGAGGAGGGAAUGAGAGAAAUGGGGCUGUGCACAGAUGGCUUGCUUGAGGGGUGGGAGGGCCCAGUUGAUGCUGGGGAUCCUCCUGUCUGUUGCCAGCUUUUGCAUUCUGGUGCCCACUGCCCCUUGUUUCUGAGAGACACACGCUAUCCCCUCGUUGGCAGUUGACCUGCCUGAGCCAGUGUCUAUCUGUGUAACUGGAUGAACAUAAUAAAGGGGAUCAUUUGA
Rattus norvegicus (Norway rat) is the source of this 5272-nucleotide messenger RNA. Lineage: Eukaryota; Metazoa; Chordata; Mammalia; Rodentia; Muridae. The record is from RefSeq and is a predicted model, not a curated record.